This is a messenger RNA of Entrophospora candida, 1485 nucleotides long. The record is from the annotation of a GenBank genome assembly. NCBI's taxonomy places the organism in Eukaryota, Fungi, Glomeromycota, Glomeromycetes, Entrophosporales, Entrophosporaceae.
AUGCCUAAAGAUACCACCCUCACUGAAAGGUCAUUUACAACAACAAGACGAUCAAACAGGACUAUUUUAGUUAAAAAAGUAAAAAAUAUGGUUAACAAUAAUAAAAAUACAAAAGCUAAUACAAAGUCAACCAAAAAUACCACAGCUUCAAUAAAAAAAUCAUCGUCAUCAAAUAUAAAACCCACUACUACUGCUACAAAAAAAUCCAUCAUGUCAAAGAAAUCAUCUAAAAAAGAAUUUAAUAAUGGUGUAUCUUGUAAUAAAUCAGAUUCUCAUAAUGAGUGUGCAUUAAAAUUUCGAUCUUCUCCUGCCAUCACACCUUCACUAUACUUUGCCGUUACUCAACAACAAGGUUGGGAAACUGGUGGUCUUCGAUCUGAACAACCUUCAAGAAACACUCAUCCAGACAUGGAAGAUGCUUACUAUGUCCCAUACAUGGCAAAUGAAAAAGUUCAUUAUCCCUCAGAUACUCCUUAUACUUUAUUUGUAUUAGCUGAUGGUCAUGGUGGAUCAAGCGCAUCGAGACAUUUUUGUAGAAUGGUGCCUGAGGCUAUUCAAGAUGUUUUGUGUUCUCAAGCUUCUUGGUCAUUCAGAGAACCUAGUGGUCAACAAUUAUUUAGAGAAAAGGUGAAGGAAAUGUACAAAAGACUCGAUAAUGAAUAUUUGAAUUCUCAGAAAAAAAAGUUUUCAGAAUGGUUAAGUAAUGGUUGUAAGGAUCCUAUGCCAUCUGAUCAAGGUUCAACAUUGGUUAUUGUUAUCUUGUAUGAUGGUGUGGUGAUAAAUUGUAAUCUUGGGGACUCAAUGGCCCUUAUAUGUAAAACUUUACCCUUAACAACUACUGGUAGAAUACCUCUUGAAAUUGUCUAUCAGUCCACUAUUCAUUCUCCUGGCCAUCCACAUAAAGCAUAUCAUAUUGCUAGUAAUGGUCUUUUGAAAGCUCGUAUAUAUCGACCUGAAGAAUUUCAAAAUCCAUACGGUAUGCAAUCUGAUUUAUCACUUAAUCUAGGUGAUACGAUGGGUGAUCUGUAUUUCAAACUUGACCCACCAUUAUUUCCAUGUGAUGCUGAUGUUGAUUAUAUAGUUAUGGAGUCAGGUACUAAUUAUAUUGGAAUAUUGGCACCGGAUGGAUUAUGGGAUCAUUUGAAAGUUAGUAUGAGAGAAUUUAUUAGGAAGUUGGCAAAAUAUAUCAAUUAUUUAAUAGCAAGUGAAGAUCCAAAUUUUUUUACAAAGGUAAACUUACCUGGAGAAGGAGGAAUAGGAGGAGAUGAGUCAUCAAACAAAUUAUCAGAAACUGAAUCAGUACAACAACAACCAUUUUUUUAUAAACUAGGAUCUUCAAGGAGUCAUAAUAUUUUAACUGGUGAACAAUUAUAUGAUCUUGCAAGAGCUUUAUGUGAUAGAACCAAGGAUAGUUUGGAUAUUUUUGAAAAGGAUCAAGGUCGUUACGAUGAUUGUACUGUUAUUGCAUUUUCUUAUAGUUUUUAA